AUGGGGAGGGCUAGCUUCCUUCAGAUUUCAAAAGAAAUUUGCGCCAUCAAUCUAUUGAUUUCGGUUUUCAAAGUAAAGGACAAAAAAAUUAAGGAUGAAGUAAUUCUUUUCUCCUACUGGAUAUUUACGCUCAUUUCUAAGGUUCUUGGAACAUUAAUACCUUUAAUUUUUAAAUGCUUUGAAUCUUUGCUUGUUUGCAUGAAUGUCUUCAGUCCCUUGAUUAAACCCAUUUUUGGAUCAGUGAAGAAUGAGGAGCUAACUCCUGUUUCUCCCUAUGUUUCCCUUUUUAAGAUUUGUUUUUGGCAUUCAUUGAUUGAGGAAAUGCUCUUCACUUCAGCAUUAUAUGCUAGGGCUAGGUUUAAGUAUAUGGUCAAGUCUGGUAGUACAGAAGUUAAGAGUAGAGCUAAGAAAAAUAAAGGGAAGAAACCAAAUAUGCCCAUAAGUGAAGGGUUUAAUCCCUCCUUUGGUCCCAUAACACGUUCGAGAUCCCAGGCUUCUACCAACUUGGUAUCAAAGCCAGCGACGUUGGUUAUGGGUGAUCCAAAUCGUCCUAUUCAGUCCCAGCUAGAAGAAUUUAUGGCGAUGUAUAAGUCAGAGCAGGCAGCCCAACAUGAACGACAGCAGCAACUUGCAGACCAAUUGGACCAUAUCACACGACUUACUAAUACUUUACAAUCUCAAAUGGCCACUAAAGACGCAGCUGAAGGAAGUCAGAAUCGCUCAGUCUUUGAUGGCAGCCACGACAGCCCCAACAACACCGCCAAUAGAGGAGGUCGCAUUCAACGCGAUAGAACCAAUCAAGGAGACCGCUCAACUACAGCAGACACAGGUGGAUUCGUGCCCAGAUUCACCAAGCUAGAUUUUCCUCGUUUCAAUGGAACCGCGGACCCAAUUGUGUGGCUCAGUUGUUGUGAUAAUUUUUUCCUUCAUCAACACACAAUUGACGAAGACAAAGUAAUUCUGGCCUCGUUUCACCUUGAAGGAGACGCCCAACUAUGGUUCUUAAAACUUCAAAGAGAUAGGCCUAAUAUCUCUUGGGAUAAUUUUAAAGUUCAGUGUCAAUUGCGUUUUGGGCCUCCAAUUCGCAGCAGCAAAUUGGGAGAACUUUCCAAACUUAAGCAAUCCAGUACUGUUGAGGACUACCAACGCCAAUUUGAGAGACUUUCUGCUCAAACCACCACGCUCACCUCUGAACAAGAAAAGGAGAUUUUUAUUAGUGGGUUACGUGAAGCUCUAGCAGUAGAAGUUGAACUACACAACCCAGCUGAUUUGACAACAGCGAUGAGUCUUGCUCGACUUUAUGAACGACGUAGUGAGAAGGUAAGGGCUGAAUCAUUCACUCCUCGUCGGCUCACCACAACACCUGCCAACAACAGCGGACCUAAGCCUUCAUUCAUCAAGCGUCUUUCUCGGCCUGAGAUGGAAGAAAGGAGAGCAAAAGGAUUAUGCUUUAAUUGUGACGAGAAAUUUGAAAUUGGGCACAGAUGUAAAAAAUUAUUUUGGCUUGAGGUUUUGGUUGAAGAAGAUGAACCUGAUGAUGAGGAGCCUGCAAUAUCUUUUCAUGCUAUCUCCGGCACUCAAACUACACAAACUAUGCAGGUAGAAGGUAUCAUCAAUGGAUUUCCCCUACUUGUUUUGAUCGACUCGGGUUCGACUCAUAGCUUCGUGAAUGAAGCUCUUAUCCACCAACUUCAUAUUCAAGCUGAGGCUAAAAGUAAUUUACGAGUGAUGGUAGCUAAUGGCGAACAAGUGAAAAGUCCCGGCGUUUGUCGAAAGCUUCCAAUUCAAAUGGGUACUCAAAUUUUUCCCUUUGAUUUGUUUUUACUUCCCUUGUGUGGCUUUGGUGCUGUGUUAGGUGUUAAUUGGCUCAAGACAUUGGGAACAAUUUGUUGGGAUUUUGCAACCAUGAAGAUGCAAUUUAAGUGGGAAGGCAGCCCUGUUGAAUUGAAUGGCUGCAGAAACUCCACACUUCCUAAUAACCCAUCUCUCUCCUCCAUGAAACUCGAAGCUGAACAAGGUUUGCAAUUACAGAAAGUUCACUCUGAAUUCAACUCCAUCUUUAGCAUUCCUGUUGGUCUACCUCCGGAGAGAAGUUGUGACCAUCGAAUCUUUCUAGAGCCCGGAACAGAACCAGUAGUGGUGAGGCCUUACCGCUACCCCCAUCUUCAGAAAGAUGAAAUUGAAGCCCAAUGUGCUGAAAUGUUGAAACAAGGUAUGAUCAGACCUAGCAAUUCUCCUUAUUCUUCACCUGUUCUCUUGGUGAAAAAGACAGAUAACUCAUGGCGCUUUUGUGUGGACUACCGGGCCUUAAAUGCAAAAACCAUCAAGGACAAGUUUCCAAUUCCUGUAAUUGAAGAACUGUUGGAAGAACUCCAUGGCGCAAUUUAUUUUUCGAAACUUGACCUACGAUCAGGCUACCAUCAGGUUAGGAUGAACCCAUAUGAUGUGGAAAAGACAGCAUUUCGCACUCAUCAUGGUCACUUUGAGUUUUUGGUCAUGCCAUUUGGUCUUACUAACGCUCCUUCCACUUUUCAAUCCCUGAUGAAUGAUGUCUUCCAAAAAUAUUUACGUAAAUUUGUACUGGUCUUUUUUGACGAUAUUUUGGUGUAUAGCCAAACAUGGGAAGAUCAUUUGCAUCAUUUACGUAUAGUAUUUUCUCUCUUACAGCAGCAUCAACUCUUCCUCAAAGAAUCAAAAUGUUCUUUGGCACAAACACAGAUAUCCUAUUUGGGACAUAUUAUCUCGGAAAAGGGGGUAAUGGCAGAUGCUGAAAAAAUAGAGUCUAUGGUUCGUUGGCCUCAACCUACCACGCUUAAGGCACUUAGAGGUUUCCUUGGUCUCACUGGGUAUUACAGAAAAUUUGUCCAAAACUACGGACUAAUUGCUGCCCCGUUAACUAAUAUGUUACGAAAAAAUUCUUUUGUUUGGAACAGGGAGUCACUUGCAGCUUUUGAUCACCUUAAGAGAGCCAUGACAACUACACCUGUACUAGCUUUGCCAGAUUUUCAACAAGACUUUCUAGUAGAGUGUGAUGCAUCCGAAUUUGGAAUGGGAGCCGUAUUGCAGCAAGGUGAUCGGCCAAUUGCCUACUUCAGCAAGCCCAUGGCUGCCAGGCACUUCAAACUUCCGGCGUAUGAAAAAGAAUUAAUAGCAUUGGCUCAAGCUAUUCGGCAUUGGAGACCAUACUUAUGGGGGCGCAAAUUUCUGAUUCGAACUGAUCAUUACAGCUUGAAAUAUCUCCUAGAUCAGCGUAUCACUACUUUGCCGCAGCAGAAGUGGGUUAGUAAACUUUUGGGGUAUGAUUUUCAGGUGGAAUAUAAGGCUGGAAAGGAAAACAAAGUAGCGGAUGCACUGUCACGCAGAGAUGAGGAGAUGGGUCUACUUGCUUCUAUUUCAGGACCACAAUUAGACCUAUUUCAAUCAAUUAAAGACGCAAAUAUGAAUUCCAAAACAGGACAGCAGCUUAUUGCACAAAUCAGAGCUAAUUCCUCUCCACCAGGAUAUCAGAAGACCUUCACUCGAAUUGCUGCUGAUUUUUAUUGGCCUCAAAUGAAGAAAUCCAUUCAAGAUUUCAUCAAAAGUUGUGGGGUGUGUCAAAAAAAUAAGACCGAGGCUCUCCAACCAGCGGGUUUGCUCCAACCCCUUCCAGUGCCAUCUCAGGUAUGGUCUGAUAUUUCAAUGGAUUUUAUUGACGCCCUCCCUCCUUCUAGUGGGAAAUCAGUUCUAUUUGUUGUCGUAGAUCGAUUCUCCAAAUACGCCCACUUCAUUCCCAUGUCUCACCCUUACUCGGCUGUUUCGGUAGCCAGGAUUUUUUUUGAUAACAUUUACAAACUUCAUGGCUUACCUGAGACUAUAGUAAGCGACCGUGAUGUCAUUUUUACAAGUGCUUUUUGGACUGAACUUUUUAAACUCAGCGGUACAAAGUUGGCUUUUAGUUCUGCAUAUCACCCACAAAGUGAUGGCCAAACUGAAGUCGUCAACAGGACCAUAGAAGUUUACCUACGCUGCUUCACAAGUGAUCAACCUCGACGCUGGGCUCAAUGGAUUUCUUGGGCAGAAUAUUGCUACAAUACAGGGUAUCACUCAUCUCUUAAGACAACACCUUUCGAAGUAGUGUAUGGUCGCCCUCCUCCUCGGUUACUAAGUUAUUGUCCUGGGUUGUCACGCCUUGAAGCUGUGGAUCAAGAGCUGCAAACACGGGAUAAAAUGGUUGCUGACAUCAAAGAGCGUCUUCUGCGAGCCCAAGAUAUUAUGAAGACAAACUUUGACAAAUAUCACCAAGCUUUAGACUUCGAAGUUGGAGAUUGGGUAUUACUGAAGCUUCAACCCAAUAGACAGCUUUCAUUAGCUUCUCAUCGGAAUCGCAAGUUAUCUCCUCGUUUUUAUGGGCCUUUUAUGGUCGAAGCUAAAAUUGGCAAAGUGGCUUAUCGCCUCCAACUUCAUGCUCAUGUGAAAAUCCAUCCUGUUUUCCACGUCUCAUGCUUGAAGAGGUUCCAAGGUACCAUUGAAGAGACUACUCCAACCUUUCCUAAAGUGCGCCAAGGAGAAGUCCUUCCAAGUCCGAAAGCCAUUCUUGACAAGCGGAUCAUUGAUAAGGACAUCCAAAUUUUGAUUCAUUGGGAUGGGUUAUCUCCAGCAGAUGCUUCAUGGGAGUCGUCUGCCAUUAUGGAAGUCCAAUAUCCGGAAUUUGCGUUUGAGGUCAAACGUUGUGUGAAGGAGGGGACAGAUGUUAUGAAUCAGCAGCUCAAUACAGCUCAACACACAAAUGGGAAAUUAAUUCCUUUUGCCAACACUUACAAAAGACGUUACCCAAAGAAAUUAAUGGUAGAGCUAAGAAAAAUAAAGGGAAGAAACCAAAUCUGCCCAUAA
This is a messenger RNA of Mercurialis annua (annual mercury), 4869 nucleotides long. RefSeq names its product transposon Tf2-1 polyprotein. Bases 1 to 4869 code for a protein of 1622 amino acids. The record is from RefSeq and is a predicted model, not a curated record. NCBI's taxonomy places the organism in Eukaryota, Viridiplantae, Streptophyta, Magnoliopsida, Malpighiales, Euphorbiaceae. The transcript has 7 exons. Gene Ontology annotation, biological process: proteolysis; DNA integration. Gene Ontology annotation, molecular function: nucleic acid binding; aspartic-type endopeptidase activity.